This is a messenger RNA of Cyphellophora europaea CBS 101466, 1521 nucleotides long. RefSeq lists its product as uncharacterized. The transcript is spliced from 3 exons. Gene Ontology annotation, molecular function: DNA-binding transcription factor activity, RNA polymerase II-specific; zinc ion binding. The record is from RefSeq and is a predicted model, not a curated record. Gene Ontology annotation, biological process: regulation of DNA-templated transcription. Lineage: Eukaryota; Fungi; Ascomycota; Eurotiomycetes; Chaetothyriales; Cyphellophoraceae. Bases 1 to 1521 code for a protein of 506 amino acids.
AUGUCUGGGAUGGCAACGACGGUGGGGCGGAAAGCUUACGCAAUCUACGACUGUCUUCAUGCUCGUGUACGCUCCAGAUCGGACAAGCCAAUCUCGCCGCUCUCGCCAUCUCAGCAGCUAGGGUUCUGCUCCAAGCAUGUCUGGCAACAGAUCUUCGGUCUCGAAGACGAAAUGGCAUCACACAUUACCCCGGAGAGGUACCCGCCACGCCGAAAACUAUGGGCGCCCAAAUGUCGCACAGGCUGCGACAUGUGCAAGAAGAGACGCAUCAAAUGCGAUGAAACCAAGCCAGUCUGCGCAAGAUGCCUGAAGAUCGACGUCGGCUGCCACUACACCGACCCCAUUGUGAAGAUCGUUUAUCCAUCGCGCUCGACCACACGCGAGGCAUGCCAGUCAGCCUCGAACCAAGGGCCCGGUCCGAAUGCUGCACUUUCGAGUGUGUCACGUACGCAAGAAGAGAAGCUCGCGCUCAAGUUCUUCCUGGAGAAAACAGGGCCAUGGAUGGCAUCUAACGGGCCCUCGCACACACUCGACUUCUGGACCACUACCAUCCCUCGGGCAUUCCACUCAGUACCCGGCACGAGGCAUCUUGUGACGGCGCUCGGCCUACUGGAGACGUCUAUUGGCACCACAGACCUCUGCGUUCUGGAAACACGAUGUCGCAAGAUCCAUCACCAUUACUCAGUGGCCCUGCACGAACUCACGCAACCGGACCCUGACAAGGUUGAUGUCGCCCUUGGGCCGUUACUCGCAUGGCUGUUGGAAACCAUGAUGUUCAACGACUCACGGGCGGACAUACAUGCUGAAGCACUGGAGCGCCUAUCCUCAUCUCCCGCUUUCAGCGCCAGAAGCCUCGCGAAGACGGAGCUGUCGCAGCACGAUCUUGAUGCCCUGGUGUCCUGCGUUCGGCGCGCACGAAAGCUGCAUGGACGCUACGAUGUGCAGUUGCCAUUGUUGCAGGUUCUGCAGAUGCGCAGCCAGCUGUCGGACAGGGUAACUCCGGCGGACACGCUGCUGGCAUUCGAGCAGUUCUAUACUACGUUCUCCCCUCAGGAUAUGAACCCGGACCAGAUGCAGGCGGCUGGCUUCUUUCUCCAGAAACAGAUGGCAGCCGUGCACGGCAAUGUAUAUCGCUCGGAGGUGCCCAUGUCUGUCUACAGCGCCCUGCACUACACGUGCAUCAUCUCAUCAAUCCUGCUGCCGACGCCGGAGGUUUCGAGCCAGGAAGGGUCCGAGAUUCGUGGAGUCGGGCUGGACUUCAUCCUGGAAGCGUGCGAGGACAUGCUCGAAAGAAAAAUGGCAACAAAGAGCGAUCAACGACUGUUGGAUCGGGCCCUGUGCCUGUUGCUGCGAGUGAUGGCGAGCCUCGCGCCAGCGGGCUGGCGGAGGGAACAGGCGGAGCGUCUAAAGCGGGCGACGUUUUUGAUAGAGCUGCGGACUAUGGUGGCACCGAGGGAGCCUGAGACCGGGGGCGACUCAUCUAUCUGCGUGACGGGCACCAGCAUGGCAGUUGGCACUUAA